UGGGCUCUGAAGCACCUGGGACACUCCCAACAGAGCAACUCCUGUCUGCCUCCCUGCCUCUGGCCAUGGCCUGCUGGCAUCUGGCCCUCCUUCUGACUGGGACCCUCCUGUCUGUCUUUCAGCCAGGCUUACCCCAGCCAGAUGCACUGCUGGUCUUUCCAGGCCAAGUGGCCCAACUCUCCUGCAUGCUCAGCCCCAGCCAUGCCACCAUCGGGGAGUACGGCGUGUCUUGGUAUCAGCAACGGGCAGGCAGUGCCCCCAGAUACCUCCUCUACUACCGCUCAGAGGACGACUACCACCGGCCCCCUGACAUCCCUGACCGCUUCUCGGCAGCCACAGACGCCGCCCACAAUGCCUGCAUCCUGAUCAUCAGCCCCGUGCAGCCCGAGGACGACGCAGAUUAUUUCUGCUCUGUGGCUUACACAUCCUAGGGGUGGAGCGUGGGCUUCUUGUCUGCCUCUCAUUCCUGCACUCUGAUCUUGGGCCCCCCUCU
This is a messenger RNA of Neogale vison (American mink), 493 nucleotides long. RefSeq names its product V-set pre-B cell surrogate light chain 3 (gene VPREB3). The record is from RefSeq and is a predicted model, not a curated record. Lineage: Eukaryota; Metazoa; Chordata; Mammalia; Carnivora; Mustelidae. Bases 66 to 431 code for a protein of 121 amino acids. The transcript has 2 exons. Gene Ontology annotation, biological process: immunoglobulin production; immune response.